AUGGAUCGUCAGAGGAAGCGGGAUCUCCGCCUCCAAAAUGAGAGAGUAUGGGCCGGCGAGAGUGAUGUCUUUCCGGUCAGCAAAUCCCUCGAUUCGGCCUUGAAAAAGAAUACCGCUUUCAUCAAGCGCCUCCGCACCGGAAUCAACGCCGCUGCCCAACAAACCUUCCUAACCGAUAUCCGCACCCUCUCGCUGCACAAAUACCUGUCGGAAAUUAUCUCCGCCUGCUAUGAAGGUCUCUGCAAGCUCAAAUCGCCCGGCGAAAUUGCUACAGGUGUCGAAAUCACUAGUGCCUUGCACCAGCGCUUCGGACCUGCCGAAUUCACCCGCCAGAUCGGAUGGCUGCUAGGGCGGGGCCUGAGUACCCCGGAUAGAGGACAGCUGAAGGCGCUCAGCCAGGAGUUGCGCGAGCGCGAGGAAAAGGAACGGUUGUCUCGCCAUCGGGUGUUGUUGAGGGUUGUUACGGAGUUGUGGCUGGUGGGGGUGUUGAAGACACUGGAUGAUAUUGAGAAGCCGGAUGAUGUGGGCGCGAAGGGCAAGGAUGGAGUUGUUGGUAUUGGCGGAAAGGCGACAGAUGGGCCGGUGAGAAGAGCGCCGCCGUCUGCUGGUAAAGAUGGUGAGAGGGAGCCCGAGCCGUUUCCUUUGGAGGUGUUGAAGGACCUGCUUGGACAUGAUCGCGACCAUUCAAAUUUGCCACUGGCUGUGCUGUUUGUUAAGAGCUUCAGUUGGGAUGUGCUGGGCGUGAAGAUGGUCGAGGAGGGUAGGAAGACUGUCGAGGCUGAUGGUGCUACAACUACUGUUAAUGGCGAUGUGGAGGCGGAUGCAACAACAGCCCCGGAGGGUGAUGACCCGCCGCUCACUUCGGAGAAGACUCAGCUUCGGUUCAAGCAUAUCCUGAAUCGAUACCUGGAGGAUGUCAAGACACAUGUUGUUCGCGAUCAGAGAGCGUUGGCCGCCCAGAGCCGUCGCAAUGCCGAAGCAUACGUGAAGAGUGGCGAAAUCUUCGAAGACCGCCAGGCCAACUUUGAGAAGCAGACGAAGUCACUGGAGAAACUGGUUACCAACACUCAGGUCCUGUGUGAGGUUCUGGGCGUGGAAAUGCCAGCUUUGGCCGAGAAGGAAGCCGCUGAUGCUGGAGCGGGCGGUGGUAUCGGCCUGGUGAAGGCUAGCGAGUACUUGCGUGGCCAAGGAGAGGGCGCCGGUAUCUGGGAAGACGAAGAGGAACGGCGCUUCUACGAGAAUCUGGUCGAUCUUAAGGGUAAAGUGCCGGCUGUACUGUUGGAGGAUGGCAAGAAGAAGAAGGCGGAGGAUGAGGCCGGAAAGAAGAAAGAAGAAGACGGCACAGAAACGGAGAAGACUGAAGCUGGUCAAGCGCAGUCAGCCGAGGAGAAGGCUGCAGCAGAUGCCGAUGACCAGUCUACUGCUAUCGCAAGCAAGACUGUCGGCGCCCAGGUGGAUGCGCUUCUGGCUAAGCUGCCCGAUCUGCAGACUAAGGACCAGGUUGACCAGCUGGCGCUAGACUUCUGCUUCCUGAACUCAAAGGCGUCUCGUAACAGGCUCAUCAAGGCAGUUUCCGAUGUCCCCAAGGGCCGCAUCGAUCUUCUUCCUUUGUACUCUCGUCUGGUUGCAACGCUAGGACAGUACAUGCCUGAUAUUCCCCAGGGAAUCACCAACUAUCUGGAUGAGGAGUUCCGAAGCCUCCAGCGCCGGAAGUCAAAGGAGUUCCUGGGCCAGGUUCGGAUGAGCAAUGUCCGUUAUUUGGCCGAACUGACCAAGUUUGGUGUAGUUCCGGAGCAUAUCAUCUUCCACUGCUUCAAGGUUUCACUGGAUGACUUUUCGCGCAUGAACAUUGAGAUCAUCGGGCAUCUCCUAGAGAACUGUGGACGCUAUCUGCUUCGGAACCCUGACACGUCCCCGAGGAUGGCUUCCUUCCUGGAGACUCUAGGAAGGAAGAAGACUGUCCAGCAUCUGGGUCAGCAGGAACGGAUGAUCAUUGAGAAUGCAGUCUACUACGUUGAUCCGCCACCGCGACCUGCCAUUCAGCAGAAGGAGCGCACCCCUAUGGAGUCUUACAUUCGGAGACUGGUCUACCUGGAUAUGAACAAGCGCAACUACACCAAGAUUUUGAAGUCGAUCCGCAAGCUUCAUUGGGAGGAACAAGAUGUGGUCGAUAUUUUGGAGCGCGUCUUCAGCAAACCGGUGAAGGUCAAAUAUGGCAACAUCCACCUUCUCGCGAUCCUCGUCAGUGCCCUUUAUAGAUAUCACCAGGAUUUCGUCAUCGGCGUUGUGGACAACAUCCUCGAGCAGAUCACGCUGGGUCUGGAGCAGAACGAUUUCAAGUUCAAUCAGAAGCGAAUCGCUGAAGUCAAGUACCUCGGAGAGCUCUACAACUACAAGAUGAUUGACUCGCCGGUGAUCUUUGACACCUUGUAUCGCAUAAUUACUUUUGGUCAUGAGGGUGGUACGCCCAUGCCUGGAAGGAUCAACCCGCUUGACCUGCCUGAUGACUUCUUCCGUGUCCGUCUGGUCUGCACUCUUCUCGACACCUGCGGCCACUGCUUUGAUCGGGGCUCGGCCAAAAAGAAGCUUGACUUCUUCUUGACCUUCUUCCAGUACUACAUGCAUACGAAGGAUCCCCUGCCAAUGGACGUUGAUUUUCUAGUCCAGGAUACCUUCUCCAUGACUCGUCCUCAAUGGAAGCUAGCAGCUGAUCUGGCCGAGGCUACUCAGAUCUUCAGCGAAGCUGUGGCGCAGAACUUCAAGACGCAGGAUGCAGAGAGACCCGCUGAGCCUGAUGAGGACGAUGCGGAGAGCAGCUCGUCAGACGAGGGUCUGGAGGAGGACGUAAUGCUCGAGGAAGAGGACCAGGAGUCGAGCGACGAGGCUGAGGUGUCCGGUCCGAACGCCGAACAAAACGGCGACAGUGAGUCUGAAGACGAAGAGAUCUUCGUGACUCGACAGGAAGAGGAACGCGACCCAGAAGCGGAAGCCGAAUUUGACCGCGAAUUCGAGAAGAUGAUGGCGGAGAGCAUGGAAUCCCGGAAAUUCGAACGCAAGGGUGUGUUUGACAUACCUUUGCCGAUGAAGCGGUCUGGACGUGAGGCAGCGCUUGAGACGCCCCCGCCAGAGGCACCCAAGCCCACGAACAACACCAUGGCGUUCUCAUUGAUGACGAAGAAGGGGAACAAGCAGCAGACCCGCACGAUCGACCUGCCCUCCGACUCCAGCUUCGCCGUGGCAAUGCGAAGCCAGCAGCAAGCCGACCGCGAGGAACAGCAACGGAUCAAGAACCUGGUCCUCAACUACGAAAUGACCAAUGAAGCGGAGACCAACACUGAUGCCGCAGAGAAGCGUUCCCCCCAUCGCGACACCAGAAUGGACAAAUCAAGCGCGGCCAGGGCGGCUUUCCGAUCCCGGAAACUCCAACUGAGCGACGUAAACUGGUAG
This is a messenger RNA of Aspergillus luchuensis, 3447 nucleotides long. RefSeq names its product regulator of nonsense transcripts 2. Gene Ontology annotation, molecular function: protein binding; RNA binding. The coding region runs from base 1 to 3447 and encodes 1148 amino acids. Gene Ontology annotation, cellular component: exon-exon junction complex; cytoplasm. Lineage: Eukaryota; Fungi; Ascomycota; Eurotiomycetes; Eurotiales; Aspergillaceae. The transcript is spliced from 9 exons. The record is from RefSeq and is a predicted model, not a curated record. Gene Ontology annotation, biological process: nuclear-transcribed mRNA catabolic process, nonsense-mediated decay.